AUGUCGGGUCCGCAAGUGCAGCUGCAGGGUUUGAAGGCGGAAUGGGAUUUGUGCAAGAGUCAUGACGACAAGAAGCAUUCACUGAUCAUGAGUCUGUUCGACCACAUCGAACAGCAAUCCAAGAAGUUAUCCGACGCUGAGGCGGAGCUCCAUGACAAGAAGGACGUGAUCAAGAUGACUCGUGACAAAGUUAAAGGCGUCGAGGAGCAGAUCCAAGCCUUACAGCUUGAAAAGGCUCGUCUCGUUUUCGCCUCGGUUGUGAUCGACGGCGACUGUAUGCCGUUUGAAGAUGAGCUCGUUAAACAGGGCAUGAAUGGCGGGAAGAAUACAGCCAGCCUGCUCAAACAGGCCGUUGAAGAGGAGCUUCGAUCCUCGCCCACCUCCACACCACACCAGGUACAAGUGAUAGUUCGUGUGUACGCGAACGUGAAAGGACUGGCCAAGACGUAUAAGGAGAAAGAGAUUCUCGCCGAAUCCACCUCCCUCGACGAGUUCAUUCGUGGUUUCAACAUGGGUGACGCCAUGUGUGAUUUUGUGGACGCAGGUAAUGGUAAGGAGUGCUCGGACGAAAAGGUCAAGGCGACUUUUCGACGCGAUCUGGCCGAUGUGCACUGUGAACGCGUAUUCUUUGGCGGCACGGCCGACAAUGGAUACGCCCGACUGCUUGGGCCGUUCGCCCAGCAUGAAACCGACCGCCGACGCAUCCUCCUCCUAGAAGGUCCGCCGUUUGCCCAGGAACUGGCCGACAUCAAGGACCGAUUCCGCACCGUCGCGUUCGACAAGGUCUUCAGAAGCCAGAAGCUGGGCAACGUCAAGCGCCGGGUGUCAUCCCACCCCACGCCCCCAGACACUCCUUCAGCAGACUACGCAAUGGUGGUGGCGAGAGCUCCCCCAGCAGUGACGCCCAACUUUGCUGCUGCUGCCACCACCCAGCAGCAAAGGUUGCCAGUAGCCGGAGUGCCUGUGACAUCGGGGGUGUUGCGAAACAAAAUGGGCCACCGCGUGGACGCGCCGCUCAGCUAUUCCCAACAAGACUUCGCUCGCUUGUCGGCGCGCAAACUCUGCAACUGGUUCCAUCUCCGGGGAAGUUGUCCGUACUUAGAGAAGUACGGAAAUUGUCAGCACGAGCACGGCAGACGGCUGCCCGAGGAGCAGUGGCCCGCCUUGCGUGCCAAUGCACGCCGGACCCCUUGCUCGUUUGGCUUGUCGUGCAACGUCGCGGAUUGUCUUUAUGGUCAUCGCUGCCCUCACGGAGAUAACUGUGCGCGUGGUGCACAAUGUAAGUUUCCCCCCGACAUGCACGAUGUGGACGUGAAGAUUGUCUAG
This is a messenger RNA of Cladophialophora immunda, 1326 nucleotides long. RefSeq lists its product as uncharacterized. The coding region runs from base 1 to 1326 and encodes 441 amino acids. The transcript is spliced from 5 exons. NCBI's taxonomy places the organism in Eukaryota, Fungi, Ascomycota, Eurotiomycetes, Chaetothyriales, Herpotrichiellaceae. The record is from RefSeq and is a predicted model, not a curated record.